This is a messenger RNA of Malaya genurostris, 6461 nucleotides long. It is a transcript of the gene wapl, whose product is annotated as protein wings apart-like. The record is from RefSeq and is a predicted model, not a curated record. The transcript has 8 exons. Gene Ontology annotation, biological process: regulation of chromosome condensation. Lineage: Eukaryota; Metazoa; Arthropoda; Insecta; Diptera; Culicidae. The coding region runs from base 421 to 5367 and encodes 1648 amino acids.
GUUCGGUUCAUCGUGUGCGAGUUAGUGAAAAACUUUCGAGUAAAUAGCUGCCAUUUCAGGACGGAUUUAGCGUGUUUUUUCGCCGAAAAAGUGUACCAUUCGAUCGCCGGACGGUCGGACGCUAUGGAAUACGUGAACGGGAGUAGAUUCCUGCUGUGGAACGAGUCGAAAAAACGUUUUUCGAAACUUUUUUCCUUCCCUCAGAAGCAUCGACAGUAGAAGAAUCGAAGGGGGUGAGAAUUCCCCUCCACACCCGCCGCAACCCUAUACUCCUGAGUAAACGUGAUUGCAUCGACAGAGCGUGCGACGAGAGUCGAACUACUGUGCAAGCGAGACGGAAGAACCGAUUGAAAAAUAAAUGAAAAAGUACCAAUGUAUAUUUUACAAGUCGUAUAAGUAACAAAAUAGAAUCUAUUCAUAAUGUCUAAGUGGAACAAAGCUCACGGGUUGAUUGUUCCGAUAGAUUCCCUGUUGAAGGAGAAGGAAAACACCAACCGGCCGGCCCCACUGCGGUCGGCCGGACUCGUUGGACGUUGGGGUAUUACCAGCUUUACCUCAAUCAGAAAUACGACCUACGAGUUCGAAAGUACCAGCCCGAAAGAGUCAGAUGACCUCAACUGCUCGUCCAAUCUGGCGAGUUUGUCUACGCAGGUUCCCAACGCGGCCAAACCGAAGAAAUUUUUCAAAAGCCGUAACACCUUACCGCCGGUUUUACCGUCUGCGGUUACGCCCGAUCCUCACCGGCAGCAGGACCUGCUGUACCAUCAUACUUCGCAGCUACACGCGCGAAUAAAUCAGAAUUCCGGUGGCAGUCAACCUUACGCAGCUGCCCCCGCCGGAUUCUAUCAGCAGGCAGCGGGAGGAGGUACCUCGAAAACUUCAGGUCGGACAGAAAAAAAUACAGCAAAAAAAGAGAAGAAAAGGAAGAAACAAAAACAGGCAGCAAUUGCCGCUGACGGGCUGGAAGAAGCCACUACGAAAGAAACAAACGUUGAAGAUAGUAGUCCUGCGAAAAAAGAGAAGAAAGAAAAGAAAUCGAAAAAAGCUAAGAAAGAGGUUGAACUACCACCGGAACAGCCCAAGCGAAAUUCGUCUCGUAUACGGAACAAAGUGGUUAACUACAAUGAGGACGAUGACAGCUAUGAUAGCGCUGUUCCAUACCGUCAAGGGUUGCAGCCAACACCGCCCGUUUCGAUGGCGGAGCUGCCGGAACCGUCGGUUACUGAAUCUGUUACUACUGAAAAAUCACACACCGAUCACAAACAGGAUCCGAUUUCUUCUAAACAGAAAGCAAAACUUGUUGAGGCUGAGCAACAAUCGGCUGAAGUACCAGUACCGGUACCGGUGGUUCCACCGCCUGCAAAUGAAAGUUUACCGGAGAUUCGAACUAGAACCAAGGAACACAAGGUUUCGUUGUCGGUUUCUGUUCCGCUCUCGUCACCAACAGUCACCGAACAUCCGCCGAUUGUUCUGCGGAUAUCGAAGGGAACUUCCCGUCUAAUCAGCACCGACAGUGAGGAUGUUAAUUCACCGCCACACGGAGUUACCAGCGUCGUACCGCCUCAUCAACCGACAUCGGUAGCAUUGAACCGACCACCAACGACUCCUCCGGCGGUUACAGCUACCACCAUCACCACCGCACCGCCAAUCGCCACCGUUGUUAAUCCUCCACAACAAACUCCGCCACCACUACAACCACCACCACCACCAGCAGCAGCAGCAGCAGCACCACCAAAAUCAUUGGAAGAACCAACGGUGCCACCGCUGGUGCUAGCAACGACAACCGCGGUUCCAACCAUUGUAACACGAACUCCGGAAGUGGUACCACCACUCGCAGCAGCAGCAACAAGCUCUCCGCGGAAAGAGGAAGAACCCCGCAAAGAGGAUCUCAAAAUCAAAAUCUCCCUCAACAAAUCGACGCUGAUCAGCAACGGUGCCAGUGGCGGCAGUAGCAGCACCACUGGCAAGAGCAAGAAAGACAGCAAAAAGGAGCUACGACACUUCAAGAAGCGUGUGCUCGCGCGGGAGAAAAGUCGGGCCAGUAAGCGAUCGAAGCGUGGUGAAGAACAGCAAGCCAACAACGACGCGGACAGCGACGAUCGCCAGGAUCUGGAACUGCUCGGUGGAGUGGCGGAAGAACUGCGAGUGGAUCCGAUUGUGAUACCAGCUUCGAGGCCAUCCUUCCCGCUUCCGGGAACCGAUGCUUACGAACUGUACCGCACUCUAGCUUCACCUUCCGGAGGGGAUGAUUUUGAUUCACAAAGUUCCAUCCUCGGAAGUGCAUCGUCCAACAACACACCGAAACACGGUGGCCUGACGGCUGCCGACGAUUGCCGGAUCAUUCACAGCCGAGGAUCGAGUGACUGUGGUAGCGAUUUGGAACUGUCACAGAACAGCUCAACCGCCGCGGCGCCACCUUCGGAGAUUAAUUUCGAAAGUGAAAACACCCAGGACAAUCGAGACGAGGAAUUGAAGCUGCAACAACAAAAUCCGAAAAAGGAUAGCGAAGAAAAGAAGGCAACUCCGGUUCGGGAAGAACGGGUUGAAAAGUUGAAACUAAGCUUGAGAGGUCGGGCAACGAGAAGCACUCGUAGCGGGAUGAAAAGUAUUCAGGUUGAGGUGAUUUCCAAGCCGGAACCCGUUCCGGUACCGGCCGAGAUAUCAUCACCGGAACCGGCCAUCAAAAAGUUCGGCCGUGCCACCCGCAAUCGUAACAACAAUAACAACGUGGUUGUUGCCAAAGCACCGGAAAAGGAACCCACGGUGAAAGUUCCUUCGCCGAUACGGGAACCGUCACCUUCCCCGCCAAUACCGACGCUCAAGGUGGCCACCCGGCAGUACAGCCGACGGAAGAAAAACGUCGUUCCGCCAGAUUAUCAACCGAACAUGACCAUGACCAGCCCGGAUCGACCGAUGGAAUCGGCUUCCGGAGAAGCGGGACCACCUCCAUUUACGCUUACUUCCGAAAGCGAGUCGGCUCUGGCUUCCAUGCAAUCCAGUGUGGUCACCGACGCUCCCAGUGGUUUGGAUCUUACGACUACUACCGGUUCGAGUCGGUUAGAAUCGGGUCCCACCUCCACGGCCACGGCCACGGUUCAGGACGAGAACUCACCAGAACCGACCGAGUACAAAAUCAAAAAUAAGUUCAAAAAGUCCUACAUCCGCAGCGAAGAACUGGCCAAACAGAAGCAACAAUUGCUGCAGGACAUCCGGCCGCUGUCGGAAAAUCCUACCAACAACGCGGUCCCAUCGGCAGCUCCGACCAGCACCCUGACCGUUCCUCCGAUUACCAUUCCAAUUGGGUUGAUCAGCAGCCAGCCGCAGGACCCGCCGGAACAGAUGCAACCGGUCAAGCUAGUGAUCUCCAAAAAGAAAGGCAGUAUCUUCAAGAGCCGACCGUUGACGGGAACUGCCGAGGCAACCGACAAAAAGCGCCACGUUUACAAACACAAAUGGGAUGACGAUGACGACGGGGAUGGAAAGGACAAAAGUGUGACGGCCGAAGGUGAAAACGAGAACAAAACCGCUGCCUUCGAGGGUGAACCAUCGGGUCUGUCUCGAGUGACGAGGUUACGAAACUCCGGUGGUUCCGCCAUGGAUUUCGACGAUGACGACGACGAGUUGGACGAUUUCGAUACCAAACUGAAGUGUGACCGGAGUGCCAAACCGUACUACACGGUGGUGCGGAAUGUUAAGAAGGCCCACCAGAUCCAGGAGAUUGGCGAAUCGCAAGAGAUGGAUGACGAUGUGGAGUACAUUCUAUCGGCACUUCAACCGGACAAUCCAAAUGCUACCCGGUGUCUGUCGGCGGUGACACUAGCGACCAAAUGUAUGACACCUGCCUUCCGAAUGCAUGUGCGAGCCCACGGCAUUGUGACCCGGUUCUUCAAAGCCCUCCGGGAUGCUCAUCUGGACCAGAGUCUGGGGUUGUGCACCGCCACCAUUCUGUUCGUACUGUCGCAGGACACCCUCAACAUGGAUCUCGAUCGAGAUUCUUUGGAACUGAUGCUGAACCUGCUGGACACGGAUCAUCUGUCCAGUUCCGACGGAGGUCUCACGCGAGGUCAGUUGGAGAAGAACAAACAGAAAGUGCGUGAACUUUGCGAGGAAAUAAAAAACUCCGGUAAAGCAAAGCACAUGGAUCUGGACAAUCUGACCGUGGGUUCGCUUGCGAUGGAAACUUUGCUGUCGAUGACUUCCAAACGGGCGGGUGAUUGGUUCAAAGAUGAACUCCGAAAGCUCGGUGGAUUGGAUCAUCUCAUAAAAACGGUUUCCGACUGCUGUCGGGAAAUUUCCGAUUACGUUGUCGAAUGGACCGAUGAUCUGUUGUCCAAGCUACGGAAGAUUGAACGUUGUUUGCGAGUGCUGGAGAAUGUUACUCUGCUGAACGAACAAAACCAGAGCUACAUCCUGAACUACAACAACGGCAGUCUGGUGCACACUUUGGCCCGCCUGUUCAAACUAGUCGACAGUGAGGUAGUGCUGUACCCAACGGACGAACGGACGCCCAAAGACGACCGAGGCGUUAUACUGCGAGAGGUGAUUCCACCCAUCCUGAAGAUCUUCAUCAGUCUGACGCAUCCGUUCGAUGAAACUGCCUACGGAGCCAGUGUGAUCGGAGCCUUGCCGAAUGUGAUGGAAACCAGUCUGCAUCUGUUGCUGCGGGUCGGCGAAUAUGUCCCGCAGAAAUUCAUCUUCGAAAUGAACAUUCUGGUGCUGCUCUUCCUGAUCAACCUAACGAUGUACACCCAGGCCAAUCGGAAGUAUUUGAUGGUGUCACGAGCACCGGAUGACUACAACAGCACCAUCGAAGCGUCCCGAAAUCAGGCGCAGAUGGCUGUUCAUGCACUGGUCGAGUACUUCUACCGGCAGGAUGAACUAGCGAGGUACGCCGAGAAAAAUACCGACGCUAUUCUGGAUGCCAAAUCGAAGAAAAAUGAAGACAUCGAGGAGACUGUUACCAAAUUACUGCAGAAGGCGGGUCACCACAUGGAGCACACGCUAAUGGCCAGCUACGUGUGUUUGCUGAUCGGUUGGAUCGUCAAGGGCAGCGAGGAGAACGAAGUGGCCGUUCGUGCCUACCUGAAGGACAAUAACUUCGUACUGAUGGUCAACUCACUGGAAAAAUACUACAACUUCCUCAACCUGACGGCAAAUUCCGAUGCGCUAAGUCUGCAGCACGUGCGCCAAACCAAAAACAUCAUCGACAAUCUGAAACGGCUAGACUCGGCCGAACGAGUGGCCGCCACUUCCUCGAUGGCGACGGAAGGUCACUUGGCACAACAACCGAAGGCAUCAACCAGUUCGGCGAACCAACAGCCGGUUAACCGGUACGGAUCUCGCUCAUCGACCAGGGCGCACUACUGAUAGCUAAAUCGUGGCGGCAAAGAUCCACCGAUGUCGGCGUGUUGAAUGUUUCCCUAAUUUCGGUGUGGUCAACAUGCCGAAGAAGAGUAAAGAGAGAAGCUUAAUCAUUACUUUAAACACGGCUCCCCGUUGCGUGUUUUUUUCUGCUUGGGAAGUCUCUGUUUUAAUCUGUCCAUACCGCCGCCCAUACCAGGCAAUCACAAUUGUACACUCUACCAAUGUGUAAAAUCUAGAAUCGUCGUUCACCAAAAUCCGAACUGUGCGUCGUUUUACUUUCACUAGCAACUGUUAAUGUAUGUGUAAAUGCUGGCUUAAAUUGUAAAAACAACAAAAACAAAUAUCGCUUAUUAAAAUCGGACAAAUAUCUCCUCCUGUGAGGGAAAUUUCUCUGUAUCUAGACUGUUCUUUCCUAGGGCAUAAGUUACGGUAGGUCUUUCGAUUAGAAAGGAAAACAUGGAAAAUAUCGAAUCAGAAUUAAAUAUCUAUCUAUUGUAUUUUAAGUUGUGUUGUUUUCUGGUCGUACGAAUGGAAACUAUUUUGUUCUAUUUGUGGCAAGUUUUUUUCUUCAGUCUUUCUAUUAAGAAACCAUAAGCUAAAAACUAUUACUUAACCCGGAAGUGCGUUCUAAUUUAUGUGAAUGUACGCAUUCUUCUGUAUCUAUCUUCGUAUGUGCGCGUGUGUGUGUGUUUACUUCUAUUUUCUCGCUAGCAAACAAUUAAGUAGUUGGUACGAUGUCGGUUUAUUUUUUCGUCUUCAUUCGUGUAAGGAUAGUUGUAUGAUAGAAGAUAGCGAACCAAAUCUUUUACCGGUUCGAUAGGGGCGUCGAUCUAAGGUCCGGUCGGACACCACACAAAUGAAACGCCACAAAGAACCAGCAGCCAGGGUAUUGUAGCUUCUUUUUUUCCCCGCAUGAAAGAAUAAUAUAAUCAAAGAAAAAGAUGGAAGAAACAAAGCAAAACAAAUAGAUGGAGAUCUAAUGUUUAAACUAAGUGGGCUAAGUCUGUAAAUAGUAUUAUACGAUAUUGUUUAAAUUAUAAAGAUGCAUACAGAAAAAGAGCAAUGUUCUUGGAAGAAAAUAAACUUUUUAAUAAAAC